CUAUCAUGCUAAAACAGUUGUGUAAUGAGACACGAAUGCAAAAGAACAACAAGCCAUGCAAAUCAAGCAAAAUGUCAUUUCACACAUGACAGAAUCAAUGGUUGUUCAAUAAUCAUUAUCUCCAAUAAAUUAAAUGAUUUAGAUUAUUCUAUUGAAGCCGCAUCGUCAGACGUUGUUCAUUUAUUGAUCGCGAGCCGAAGCACGUCACACCAGCGAUGUCAACAGAGAACGAGGAAGUGCAAAAUGGGGAAGGCGGUGUCGAUGAACAAACAGAAAAAAGAAUAGGUUGUGCACAUUAUAAACGCCGUGCGAAAUUCGUGACACCUUGCUGCAACAAAGUGUACAUCUGCCGAUACUGUCAUGAUGAGAAUGAACAGCACUAUUUCAACAGGAAGUCUGUCACGGAGCUGAUUUGCACAGAGUGUGACACGCGACAGAAGGUGCAGGCCGAGUGUGAGAGCUGUGGAGUUAGGUUUGGGAAGUACACAUGCCUUAUCUGCAACCUGUUUGAUGAUGAGGACAAGAGGCAGUAUCACUGCGAAGGCUGCGGCAUCUGCCGGGUUGGCGGCCGAGAUCGAUUCUUCCACUGCGAGCGGUGCAAUAUGUGCCUACCAGUGCAACUGCAGCGCGUUGGACACAGGUGCGUAGAAAAUGUGUCCCGCUCAAACUGCCCGGUGUGCCUGGAGGACAUACACACGUCGCGCAUCCCGUGCCACAUCCCGGACUGCGGGCACCUGCUGCACAAGCCGUGCUUCGAACAGCUGCUGCAUUCAGGACAUUACGCCUGCCCCACGUGCCAGACCAGCAUGAUCGAUAUGUCUAAUUUGUGGAACUAUCUAGACUCGGAGGUGGCUGCCACGCCCAUGCCUCCAGAAUACGCUGAUUAUAAAGCUACCAUAUUGUGCAAGGACUGUCAUAAGCUGUCUACGGUGAAGUUCCAUGUGGUGGGACUGAAAUGUCAGCACUGUGGCGCGUACAACACCUGUCAGACCAACGGGUUUCAAAAAGAGAGCAGCAGCAGCGCAGAGGGUGGCGACACAUCAUCGUCCACCUCCACGUCCAGCAGCCGCAGCACGUCCAGCGCCUUCACGGAGCACAACGAACGCGAACGCGAACGUGAACAACCCGACCUGUCCGACCACCUGCCGCGAGCCAACCCUCUAGACGAGCCGCCGCAGGCCUGACUAGACAAAUGAACCAGCGCGCCGAACUACCCACGGGCCUGUGUGACCAUUGCAAGGCAACCGUCUCGAAAGAGCUCGUGACGCGUGCCAACCCUAACCACUCUGGGGCGGUCUUUAUGACCCCUAGGAGGUCCGAUUAGAUAUCUAAACCUGCAUGCCGUUAUAUACACGAAUUGUGUCCAUCUGUCGUGAGCCAACCCUCGCACAUAGCAGAACAAGUAGUUUUUUACAAACAAGACUAAUUCUGAUGUUUUUGAUGCCUGGAAUAAAGCCCUUUAUAUAAUAUAUACCGUAGGGUUGCGAGCUCUCCCAGGCCCAACUCAUGCAGUCUGUGUUAAACAAAAAAUAUGAAAACUGUGGUCCCCAAGUCCUAAGUCAGUCGGCGAAAAGUAAUCGUGAGAGGUCUUAAAAAGUGAUUGGAGUGGUAAUUACAGUUUUAUUGCCUCUCUAUAACCAAUAUUUAUGUACUACAUUCUGCGGUAGUGUGAUGUAUUUAAAAUUACCACUAAAAUGCAUAUUAUAUAUUUGUGUAUCUAAUUUGCUCAGUUAACAUCCAUAUCAAGCAUUGUGACGAACGCCAGGUUCGUAUUUAGUUAAUUAUUUAGGGGGUCAGGACCCCCCAAGCUUGUUUGGAAAGUAACUUGCAAUUCCAUUAACUGUAUUAUUUCCAUGCUUAUUUAAAUGUUUUAAGGUAUACAUUGUCUGUACUGUUAAGUUGUUUAAUGAUUAUUUAAUGCGUCAUUUCUGUGACUAUGGUUGUUCGUGUGCUCUUUGGAGUUUGUGAAGUACCUAGAGCAAUAAAGCGUGAAUCGCUGUUGUAUAUUACACGUGUACAAUUAUGUAAAUGGCUUAGUUAUAAAGUGCUAGAUUUUAGACCAUUAUUUUAUUAAUUAUAGAAUUAUAAUAGAUAGGAUUAUUACACUUGGCUGUACAGAGUUACUUCCUGCCGUUUUAACAAAAUAAAUUAGAAGUACUAGCAAAA
Molecule: messenger RNA, 2166 nt
Organism: Manduca sexta (tobacco hornworm)
Lineage: Eukaryota; Metazoa; Arthropoda; Insecta; Lepidoptera; Sphingidae
Gene: Rchy1
Product: RING finger and CHY zinc finger domain-containing protein 1
Exons: 7
Coding region: 216-1184 (322 amino acids)
Biological process (GO): protein ubiquitination; ubiquitin-dependent protein catabolic process
Cellular component (GO): nucleus
Molecular function (GO): zinc ion binding; ubiquitin protein ligase activity
Source: RefSeq, a predicted model, not a curated record